This is a messenger RNA of Spea bombifrons (plains spadefoot toad), 633 nucleotides long. RefSeq names its product hemoglobin subunit beta-2-like. Bases 56 to 499 code for a protein of 147 amino acids. Gene Ontology annotation, biological process: oxygen transport; hydrogen peroxide catabolic process. Gene Ontology annotation, molecular function: peroxidase activity; organic acid binding; haptoglobin binding. The transcript is spliced from 3 exons. NCBI's taxonomy places the organism in Eukaryota, Metazoa, Chordata, Amphibia, Anura, Pelobatidae. The record is from RefSeq and is a predicted model, not a curated record. Gene Ontology annotation, cellular component: haptoglobin-hemoglobin complex; hemoglobin complex; blood microparticle.
AAAUAGAGAGCACAAGUUCCUUUUGCAACAACUCGUGUGACUUGUUUCGUUUGCCAUGGUUCAUUGGACAGACUGUGAGGCUAAGGCCAUCCAUAACAUCUGGGGUCGAGUUGAUCCAAAAUCCAUUGGAGGAGAAGCCCUUGCCAGGCUUUUGACUGUCUAUCCAUGGACCCAGAGACACUUUAGUACUUUUGGUAAUCUGGGAAGUUGUGAAGCUAUUGCCCACAAUGCCAAAGUGCUAAGCCAUGGGGAAAAAGUUGUGUCAUCCAUUGGAGAGGCCAUCAAACACAUGGAUGAUGUAAAGGGAUACUAUGCCCAGCUCAGCAAGUAUCACUCUGAGAAACUGCAUGUGGACCCAGCCAACUUUCUGAGAUUUGGGGGCGUUCUCAUUAUUGUUCUGGCUCGUCAUUUCCGUGAUGAAUUUACCCCCGAGGUAGAAGCUGCCUUUGUGAAGCUGUUUGGUGUGGUGGCAGAUGCUCUGGGAAAAGGCUACCACUGAAAAAUCUUAAUACCUAAAGGAGAUUUGAGCUACAAAUCAACUUUUCAACAUAUAGGGCUUAUGGAAAUGUACCAUUUGUAUUUUGUAGCUAUUCAAAUUAACUCCAAAUAAAACUUUCAUGUAUCCUGGUAAAA